AUGGACGCAAGCCCCGCCUCACAGUUCCCCUUCGUCCCCACCCAUGGCGGCCGCUACCUCAAGUACGAUAUCUUCGGCACCACCUUCGAGGUCACCGCCAAGUACCAGCCCCCCAUCAUGCCAAUAGGAAGGGGCGCCUAUGGCAUCGUCUGGUACCCAUCCCCCUCUCUCUCUCUCUCUCUCUCUCUCUCUCUCUCUCUCUCUCUCUCUCUCUCUCUGUCAACAAGGUUCCCUGGAUGUUCUUCCUCAUCUGGGGAUUAAAUCUAACGUGAUCUAAUUUUUUUUCUCUGGGGUUUGCAGUUCGUUGAUGAACUCGGAAACCGGGGAGAUGGUGGCGAUCAAGAAGAUAGCCAAUGCCUUCGACAACCACAUCGACGCUAAGAGGACUCUCCGGGAGAUCAAGCUCCUCAGACAUUUAGAUCACGAGAACGUAUGCAUCAAUCCCUCUCCACAUCCCCCUCCCCAAUCUUCUUCUCUUUCCGAUAAUCCAGAGGUUCAGAUUUCCGGGUCAAAAAUCUCCUGCGGGAUUUCGAUCCGGCUUCCCCUUCCGCCCAUCUAAUCGAUAUUUCUUCAAGAGAUUUCUUCCCGCAACCAGGAAUCAUAUCAGAAUACUCGGUUCCUGAUCUUGACUCGGUUAUUACAGGUCAUCGCUAUAAGGGAUGUGAUCCCGCCGCCGGUGAGGGAGCCAUUCAACGACGUGUACAUCUCCACGGAGCUCAUGGACUCGGACCUGCAUCAGAUCAUCCGCUCGAACCAGGAACUGACAGAAGAUCACUGCCAGGUGCGUUCGAAACCUCCGAUCAUCGGGAGGUUGUUCACGAGGGAGAUGGAAGGAUUAAAAGGCCCGGAAAAUGGGCGUCGCUGUUGUUGCAGUACUUCCUCUACCAGAUCCUCCGGGGGCUCAAGUACAUUCAUUCGGCGAGAGUGAUCCACAGGGAUCUGAAGCCGAGCAACCUCCUGUUGAAUGCGAACUGCGAGCUGAAGAUCUGCGACUUCGGGCUGGCUCGGCCGACGGCGGAGAACGAUAUCAUGACGGAGUACGUGGUGACGAGGUGGUACAGGGCGCCGGAGCUGCUUCUGAACUCGACGGACUACACGGCGGCGAUCGACGUCUGGUCGGUGGGCUGCAUCUUCAUGGAGCUCCUGAACAGGAGGCCGCUCUUCGCCGGGAGAGACCACAUGCACCAGAUGUGCCUUGUGACCCAGGUGAGCAAGGAGAUUUUCGGUCAGCUAGUUCUUGGUAGAUCUUGAGAUUGGAGAAGAAAAGUUGAUUUCUUUUUUGAAGUGUUAUUAUUAGGGUUCCUGAGCUGAUCUUGUGACGAGGUUCUCAGAGUUGGGUUGAAAAAAGCGGGUCUAUGAUCAUAGAUUAGUCAACGCUGUUCGUCUCUGACGCCGCCAAGAAAAGAGGAUUGGUUUUAUUAAUUUGACAAUUUGCUCGCCUUUUUAUUAUCGGGCUGACCAGUCCUUGGUAGAUGAUCGUUAAGUUGACCAAGGAUCCCACCCAGAAAAUAAAGAUGCAGAGAACGUUUACUCUCUCUCUGUCGCUCUCUCUCAUUGGGUUGACUUUAAAAGUCAGAUUUCAUGACAAGUCCUCUCGUUCGUGCAGGUGCUGGGCACGCCCACUGAGGCCGAGCUGGGUUUCGUCCAGAGCGAAGAAGCGAGGAGGUACAUCAGGCAUCUCUCUCAGCACCCUCGGAGGCCGUUCGCCGAGCUGUUCCCUCAUCUCAGUCCCUACGCCAUUGACCUCGCGGAGAGAAUGCUCACCUUUGACCCUAAUCGGAGAAUCUCAGGUAUAUUAACGAACCGAUGUGGAGUUUUUUUUUUUCUUUUUUUGGAAUAAUCGGUGUGUUUGACUAAUUGUGGAAAUGACGCAGUUGAGGAGGCCCUGGAGCAUCCCUACCUGGCAAGGCUUCACGAUGAGGAGGACGAGCCAAUCUGCAAGGAACCCUUCUCGUUUGACUUUGAGCAGCACGUAUUGACCGAGGAGCAGAUGAAGGAGUUGAUCUACAACGAGUCCCUAGAGCUGAAUCAGGACGCCGCCCAAUGA
Messenger RNA from Spirodela intermedia, 2047 nucleotides. The record is from the annotation of a GenBank genome assembly. NCBI's taxonomy places the organism in Eukaryota, Viridiplantae, Streptophyta, Magnoliopsida, Alismatales, Araceae.